Bipolaris oryzae ATCC 44560 is the source of this 525-nucleotide messenger RNA. RefSeq lists its product as uncharacterized. NCBI's taxonomy places the organism in Eukaryota, Fungi, Ascomycota, Dothideomycetes, Pleosporales, Pleosporaceae. The coding region runs from base 1 to 525 and encodes 174 amino acids. The transcript has 3 exons. The record is from RefSeq and is a predicted model, not a curated record.
AUGUUGCCUGACCUUAACGGCUUCAACAAGUCCAUUCUAGCUAUCCCGGUUCACUUCAUCAUCUCGAUGAUGCCUUACGCCGUUGCUCGCGUCAUUGCUACCAGAGGUAGGCUGCCUAUCCAAAACAUCGGCAAUCUACGUGCUCAGGAUACAAGAGCGCAGUUGGAGCAGCGUGUUCCUGCAGAGUCGUAUGCCAGGUACAUGCGUACGCGUGGCUGUUACCACUCUGGGAUGGAGGCAAGUCUUGAGCAAGGUUUGCAUACGAUUUUUCCCCUCUUUGUUGCAGCAGUGGUCGUGGGCAAUAUGGCUGGGCUGCCACAGGAUAUGCUCAACACCUUUGCGGUUUCGUCUGUUGCCUUUCGGGCUGCUUGCACGAUGAGUUGUUUGCUCACGGUUACUUCGGAGGCUUUGUAUGUUCGCGGCGGGCUCUGGGUCAUGGGUGUUUGGAUGUGCUUGGUUAUCUUUGUUGAAGCUGCAGUGGCCAUGAGUGACGGAAAGACAAAAGAGGUGCACAGGGUGAUGUGA